ACAUGUACAAUAGUAUUUAGUUAGCGCGUGUACCGAAUUGAAAAAUGUUUCGAAGGCAAUCGCGGUUGAGGCGUGAAUUUCUUUUAAGAAAAUCUCAGAAAACUCGUCUUGAAAAAACGAUUGCCAAAAAAGAAUCCUUUUAUUCAGAAAAUUUGAAGCUAAAAUGUAAUCAAUCCCAUUACAAUUUCGAUGUUGAUGAAGUUGACGAUGAAUACAAAUAUGGGAACAGCUGCACCCCAAAAAUUAUGAUCACGACAUCACACAACCCUUCUGCAAGGUUAAAAAUGUUUGUAAAGGAGUUACGACUAAUUUUUCCAAAUGCACAGCGAAUGAAUAGGGGCAAAAAUGAUUUAAAGCAAAUAGUAAAAUUAUGCUGUUCUAACGACGUGACAGAUAUUAUAAUUGUACACGAACAUCGGGGAAUACCUGAUAAUAUAGUCAUAAGCCACUUACCUAACGGCCCUACCGCGUUUUUUAACAUUUCUAGUGUUGUUAUGAGACAUGAUGUACCUUUUAUUGGAAAAAUGAGCGAACAAAGUCCCCACUUAAUCUUUCACAAUUUUAAAACCAAAAUUGGGCAGCGAGCAGUAAAUAUAUUAAAACAUCUUUUUCCUACGCCGAAGGGGGAUUCCCAAAGGGUAAUCACUUUUGCUAAUCAUGAUGACUUUGUAUCAUUUCGCCAUCAUUUAUAUAAGUAUGAAAAUAAAGAGUUGGAAUUAAUAGAAAUUGGCCCUAGAUUUCAACUAAAGUUGUACCAAAUAAAAUUGGGAAUAUUAGAUGAAAUUCAAGCUUCGGAUACUGAAUGGGUUUUGAGACCUUACAUGAACACAUCAAUUAAAAAUAGAGUUUUAUCUUUAGAAAAUGGUUGGGAUCAGAAUGGGUCUUGAAUUUUUAAAAUAUAUACCGGUUAUAAAUUUAUGGAACACUAGAAAAUAUCUAAAUAAAAAUACAUAAUAUAUAUACUGAAAUAAUUGAGUCAAAUAAAUGUCCCGUCGAAAGACUAAGGCCAACGCUAA
This is a messenger RNA of Bactrocera neohumeralis, 1016 nucleotides long. Its product is annotated as brix domain-containing protein ZK795.3. The coding region runs from base 45 to 887 and encodes 280 amino acids. Gene Ontology annotation, cellular component: small-subunit processome; Mpp10 complex; nucleolus. NCBI's taxonomy places the organism in Eukaryota, Metazoa, Arthropoda, Insecta, Diptera, Tephritidae. Gene Ontology annotation, molecular function: snoRNA binding; rRNA primary transcript binding. The record is from RefSeq and is a predicted model, not a curated record. Gene Ontology annotation, biological process: rRNA processing. The transcript is spliced from 2 exons.